GGCUGCAAUCACUCGAGAGAGCUCCAGCAGAGCGCACACGCACGGACUCGGCGACCGCACCGCACCAAGAUAGUGCUCGUAUCACUUUGGAAACACCCGCGCGUGCCCGCAAAAAUAUAAAAGAAGUGAAGAAAAAAUUGAUUCAGUUUCUGCUGGGGCAGCCGGAAUUAUGCCUCGCCAGCUUCGUCGUCUCGCCGUGCACUGAAAUCGAAAUCGAGUCCAAUGACCAGCUCUCAAGCUGGUGCCUGUGAAAGAGUGUACACCUUUGGCUAGCCAAGAAACCAUACUGCAGGCCUUGACCCAUAGCCUGUAAAGAGCUGAACCGCGUCUCAGUUCGCUUAUAUAAUCAAAUUGCGAAUUGCGAAUUGCGAGUAGCCCAAACGCAAAGUGAAUACUAAGGAGCCCAAGAAAAUGCAGUUCAAGAAACCAAGAGCACUCGUGGGUUCAUCUGGCCUGCUGCAGUUCCUCCUCCUGAUUAGUGCUACACUCUGCCGCCUGGAAUUCGCCGAUGCCCAAAAUGCCGGCGUGGUGGCCGCGGCGGUGGCGGCGGGGCAAAACCAAACCCAAGUCUACGUGACGGAGUCCUGCCUGCAGAAGCCGUACCGCUGUCCGCAUCCGAAGAUUCAGUUCUACCUGUACACGCGCCGCACCCAGGAGCAGCCCGAGUUCAUCGAUGUGCUCGACGCCAACGCCCUGUACUACACCCACUUCAAUCCGCGGCAUCCGACGAAGAUAAUCAUCCACGGCUUCGGAGGAGGUCGCGAUCUGAGUCCCAGUCCAGACUUGCGGGAGGCCUACUUCAGCGUGGGCGAGUACAACAUCAUCAUCGUGGACUACGCCGACGCGGUGAAGGAGCCCUGCCUCAGCCAGAUGGACUGGUCUCCCCGCUUCGGCGGCCUCUGCAUCUCCCAGUUGGUCAAGUAUCUGGCCCGACAUCCGCGCGGGGUCCAGCCAGAUGACCUUCACUUCAUCGGCUACAGCGUGGGUGCCCACAUAGCCGGACUGGUGGCCAACUAUCUGAAGCCCGAGGAGGGAAAGCUGGGACGCAUCACAGCCCUGGAUCCAACGAUAUUCUUCUAUGCUGGGGCCAACAACUCCAGGGAUCUGGAUACGACCGAUGCCAACUUUGUGGAUGUUAUGCACACUGGAGCGGGGAUACUCGGUCAAUGGCACUCCAGUGGCCACGCGGACUUUUAUGUGAAUGGCGGCACCAGGCAGCCAGCCUGUGUGGGCUCUGCCACGCUGUUUCAGACCUUGGCCUGCGACCACACCAAAGUCACCCCCUACUUCAUAGAGUCCAUAACCACGACUCGGGGCUUCUAUGCGGGUCCGUGCCCCAACUUGUUCACCUACCUGAUAGGCUGGUGCGAGCCCAAGGAUUCCGAGUACGUUCUGAUGGGCGAGCACUGCUCACAUAAAGCUCGAGGCAAUUACUAUGUUACCACUAAUGGAAAAGCACCAUUUGCCCGUGGUUUUCCAGGCAAGGGGCGUUCCAAUGGCGAGUACCAGGGUGUACGGCGAUAGUGAAAAUCGUUUGUUGCCUUUUGUUCGCAAUCUCCAUAUUUUGGAAACAAUGGAUCAAAGAUCGUUUUUGCCUAGUUUCCUUCCAUUUUCCAUUUUCCAUCUUCCAUCUCUUAUACCGUAGCACUCAUGUGAUUAUAGUUUGUUUUCUAUAUAUAUACGAAUCAUAUUUAUUUUAUAUAUUUUUGUUGUUAGUCUUAGACCACCGCCAUGUUUGCUGGGAGUUGGGAAGGGAGAGAGGCGACAUCCAGUCCCAAGUGUUUCGGGCCCUGUACAAAUCAAUGCAUCUAAUCAUUAAGUCGUAGGCUGAAAGUUGUUUGAAAUAAACGCACAAUACACUCAACUCAACAUUUGUUGGCAUAAUUCUUAACAAGUUCGUUUUAUUGAGUUCCAAAUACAUUUGUUAAGGUAUAAUUUUGUUUUGUUUUGUUUUGUUUCGAUUUCGUUUAGACGUUUAAAUAUGGUAAUUCGUAUAGCCAGAUGUCAUUCAGGGGGUUUCUUUCUUUCUCUUUCUCGUUAUCAGUGUCAUAAGUUUUUUAAAUAAAUUUGAGUAACAUGGUAAUUUGGUAAAUUAUUUUGCAAAGCUGGAUCUUAAAGGAAAAUCUUUUUUAUUGUGCUCGAGUCUUGUUUAAUCCUUUUAGUUACAUUUUAUGAGUAUUAUUUAAGUGUUUUCUUCUGUUAUGAGCAUACAUCGAAGUAUAUAUGUAUGUACGUAUAUAAGUAUAUGUAUAUUAAUUCGGUUUAUCGACCAUUAAAAUUAUACAACAUGGGCGGGUGUUGCCAGAAAAGGGAUCUCCAUUCGUUUCCUAAAUAUUUGAUUUUGAUUUAAUUUUUAGCAAUUUGCAUACAGAAUGCUCAAUAAACACAAAGAAUACAUUGUUUUAUUUUGUUUAAUAUAUACACAGUUCCAGUAUUGAUAGCCUAUCCCAUCCGAACAAUUCUUGUAUAUUGUUUAACAUGAAAUAAUGUGACUUCUUUUUUUACAUCUAUAGUAUGGAUAUUUUAUAUGCAUAAUACUCGUAUAUAUUACGUCUGCUUUGGAAUAUACAUAUGUAUGGUACUUGUCCGUCAAUUGUGGUUCCCUUCCGAUGAGAGUGUAUGGUUUAUUUAUAUGGCUGCUCAGCGUUUCCUAGGUCUGCUUUCGCAUACAACAUUUAUGUUCGGCUGGGAGUUAAAAUGCCCUAUAAGUACGUAGCCGGCUCUGGCAAGAUGUGGCUA
This is a messenger RNA of Drosophila pseudoobscura, 2739 nucleotides long. RefSeq names its product pancreatic triacylglycerol lipase. The record is from RefSeq and is a predicted model, not a curated record. Gene Ontology annotation, molecular function: lipase activity. NCBI's taxonomy places the organism in Eukaryota, Metazoa, Arthropoda, Insecta, Diptera, Drosophilidae. The transcript is spliced from 4 exons. The coding region runs from base 412 to 1524 and encodes 370 amino acids. Gene Ontology annotation, biological process: lipid catabolic process.